UUGGUCUUGUAUUUGAUGCUCUACUUCUUUUGUUAUAAAGCCGGCAAAAAGACCACAGAUGAGGAGCUGGAGGAGAUGCUGGAGAGUGGGAACCCCGCCAUCUUCACUUCUGGGAUCAUUGACUCUCAGAUUUCCAAGCAAGCCCUCAGUGAGAUCGAGGGGCGGCACAAGGACAUUGUGAGGCUGGAGAGCAGCAUCAAGGAGCUUCAUGACAUGUUUAUGGACAUCGCCAUGCUGGUGGAGAAUCAGGUAACCGGCAGUGGGCACCACCCUGGGGAGAGGGAGGAAAGCUCAGGUCCUCCUGAGAAGGGCGGACUGGAAG
Molecule: messenger RNA, 322 nt
Organism: Callorhinus ursinus (northern fur seal)
Lineage: Eukaryota; Metazoa; Chordata; Mammalia; Carnivora; Otariidae
Product: syntaxin-3-like
Biological process (GO): exocytic insertion of neurotransmitter receptor to postsynaptic membrane; vesicle fusion; intracellular protein transport
Cellular component (GO): plasma membrane; endomembrane system; postsynapse
Molecular function (GO): SNARE binding; SNAP receptor activity
Source: RefSeq, a predicted model, not a curated record